CACAUAUACACCUCCCUCUCUCUCUCUAUCCUUUCUUCUAUCAUGGCUGCUAAUCAAGUGAAUCGUUGUGUUGUUCUAAACAAACCUCUUGACAUUGUUUUUGAAAACCGUCCAGUACCUGAAAUUGGUCAUGGAGAUGUUUUGGUGAAUAUCAAGGCCACUGGUAUUUGUGGUAGUGAUGUCCAUUACUGGCUUAGUGGUGGUGUUGGUACUUUUAUUGUAAAGAAACCUAUGGUUCUAGGUCAUGAAUCUGCUGGUGUGAUUGCUGCUGUUGGUCCUGGCGUGACUCAUCUCAAAGUAGGUGACCGUGUUGCUUUGGAACCCGGUAUUGCUUGUCGUAUGUGUGAACAAUGUAAACAAGGUCGUUAUAAUUUAUGUCCUGAAAUGGAAUUUGCCGCUACUCCUCCUUUUGAUGGUACUCUUUGUAAUUAUUACCGUCAUGCUGCCGACUUUUGUUACAAAUUACCUGAUCAUGUUUCAUUGGAAGAAGGUGCCUUGAUUGAACCUCUUUCAGUGGGUAUUCAUGCUUGUCGACGUGCCAAUGUACGUUCUGGUCAUCGUGUAUUUAUCUUUGGUGCUGGACCUGUUGGACUUUUAUGUGCUGCUGCUGCCAAAGCUGCUGGUGCUGCUCAUAUUACCAUUGCAGAUAUCACUGCUUCUCGUCUCGACUUUGCAAAAACAUAUUGUACAGAUUCUCAAGUCUUAUUAGAACGUCCUCAACAAGGUGAACCCAAUAUUGAAUAUUCUCGUCGUACUGCUGCAAAGAUAUUGGAAACUGAAGAGUUAAGUGAUGUGGUGAUUGAUUGUUCUGGUGCUGAAACUUGUGUGCAAACCUCUAUCUUGUUGACCAAGAAUGGUGGAAGUGUAGUUCUAGUUGGUAUGGGUGCUCAAGUCCAAAGUAUUCCUAUCUCUGAAAUCUCUUCUAGAGAAGUGGAUAUUAAAGGUAUUUUCCGCUAUUGUAACACCUACCCUAUGGCGGUCAAGAUGCUUGCUUCAGGAGCCAUUGAUGUCAAACCCCUGAUUACUCAUUCUUAUCCUUUGGAAGAUGCUGUCAAGGCCUUUGAACAUGCUCGGGACGGAAGGGAUAAUGCCAUCAAGAUCCAAAUCCUUGGUUGAACCCGAAACGCCUUUUGAUUUUAGUAGUAGAGUUUAUUUAUGGUUAGUUUAGUUGCUUUGUUUUGUUGAUUGUAGUAUAGUAGGAAGUUUUUAUUAUUAUUGUGUGUGUGUAGUCAUCAUUGUCAAUAUAAAAAUAAAGAAGAAGAAAAAAUAUGUGUAUUUAUCAAUA
Molecule: messenger RNA, 1285 nt
Organism: Halteromyces radiatus
Lineage: Eukaryota; Fungi; Mucoromycota; Mucoromycetes; Mucorales; Cunninghamellaceae
Product: sorbitol dehydrogenase
Exons: 8
Coding region: 43-1116 (357 amino acids)
Biological process (GO): D-sorbitol catabolic process
Molecular function (GO): zinc ion binding; L-iditol 2-dehydrogenase (NAD+) activity
Source: RefSeq, a predicted model, not a curated record